Numida meleagris (helmeted guineafowl) is the source of this 2694-nucleotide messenger RNA. RefSeq names its product insulin receptor substrate 2-like. Gene Ontology annotation, molecular function: phosphatidylinositol 3-kinase binding; insulin receptor binding. The record is from RefSeq and is a predicted model, not a curated record. Bases 208 to 2250 code for a protein of 680 amino acids. Gene Ontology annotation, cellular component: plasma membrane; cytosol. The transcript has a single exon. NCBI's taxonomy places the organism in Eukaryota, Metazoa, Chordata, Aves, Galliformes, Numididae. Gene Ontology annotation, biological process: insulin receptor signaling pathway.
GCGGCGCGUUACUGACUGCUGCGCUGCCGCCGGCAGGGGCAGUCGCCGCCGUGGCAGCAGCAGCAGCACCGACCGGGCGCCGCUGUCGGAAGCCGAGGCAGGCAGGACGCCCCGCUGCUUGGAGCCGGCCCCGGCGCGGCUGCGCUUUUCAGCGGCGGAGCCGCUCGGCCCCAGCCCUGCUCGGCGUCGGCAGCGCACGGCCAUGGGAUGGCGAGCACCCCCGCGCCGGGGCUGCCGCCCAGCCCCAGCCUGAACGACAACAACCGUGGCGUGAGGAAGUGCGGCUACCUGCGCAAGCAGAAGCACGGCCACAAGCGCUUCUUCGUGCUGCGCAGCCCCGGCGGCGGUGGGGAGGAGGCGAGGGGUGCCCGGCUGGAGUACUACAAGAGCGAGAAGAAAUGGAGGAACAAGUCUGGGGCGCCCAAGCGGGUGAUUGCACUGGACUCGUGCCUCAGCAUCAACAAGCGGGCGGACGCCAAGCACAAGUACCUCAUCGUCCUCUAUACCAAGGACGAGUACUUUGCUGCAGCGGCCGAGAACGAGCAGGAGCAGGAGGGCUGGUACAGCGCCCUCAGUGACCUGCUGAGCGAGGGCAAGGCGGCUGCUGGCUCCCUGCUGGCCGCUGGUGAGGAGCCCAACUACGGGCUGGUGAAGCUGGCCUCUACUGCCUACCAGGAGGUCUGGCAGGUGAUGCUGAAGCCCAAGGGCUUGGGGCGGAGCAAGAACCUCACCGGCAUACACCGCCUCUGCCUCUCGGCCCGCACCAUCAGCUUUGUGCGCCUCAGCUGCGAGCUUCCCUCAGUCACGCUGCACCUGAUGAACAUCCGCCGCUGUGGCCACUCAGACAAAUUCUUCUUCAUCGAGGCGGGCUGCUUGGCCGCCACCGGGCCCGGCGAGCUGUGGAUGCAGGCAGACGACUCGGUGGUGGCCCAGAACAUCCACAAGACCAUCCUGGAGGCUAUGAAGGCUCUAAAGGAGCUGUCUGAGUUAUGGCCCCGCCGCAAGAGCCAGUCGUCCUCCUCCUCCUCCUCUGGAGGGGCGGCCAGCAGCGGUGGCCCCUCGGCCACGCACCCCAUCACCGUGCCGGGCCGCUGGCGAUGCCGCCGCCUGGUCAACCUGCCACCCAGCCAGACUGGCCUGUUUCGCCAUUCCCGCACCGACAGCCUGGAUGCUGGCGGCAGGGCCAUGCCGUGCCUUAUGCGGAUGGCCAGCAAGGGUGACGCCUGCCGGGUGGGCUCGGCUGCCAGCAGCCCCAUAAGCUCUGGCCCUGUUCGGACCCCAUUCAGCCGCUCACACACGCUGAGCGGCAGCGAAAGAUGGCUGGCGGGGAAGCUGUUCCCGGUGAUGGCCAGGGGUGGGCUGCAAAGCAGCCGCUCCAUGUACAUGCCUGCCUCCCACUCGCCCCCCUCCAGCACUAGCCCCAUCAGUCUCUCCUCCAGCCACACAGUGCCUUCACCCCUGUGGCACAGCCCAACCGAGGGCUUCCUCUGCCAGCGGUGCCAGCGGGCCGUCCGGCCCAGCUGCCUCUCUCUGGAGACCUUGUGGACGAUGCUGCCCAGCAUGAACGAGCACCCCUUGCCUCCUGAGCCCAAGAGCCCCAGGGAAUACAUCAACAUUGACUUUGGGGAUGCUGCUGUGUAUUCUCCCCCCUCACUGCCCGCUGACAGCCUGGCCUCCUCCCUGGGCUCGUGCACGGGGCAGAGGCACUCCCCUCUCUCCGACUACAUGAACAUGGACUUCAGCUCACAGUCACUGUCCCAGUCAGGCAUGGUCUCAGUGGGCUCCUUGGAAGCGCUCUCACCUGGCUCUUCCUCCAGCACCAGCCAGCCCAAUGGACGCUACAUGAAGGUGGCCGCGGGGGUGGCCUGUCUGUCCAGCCCAUCCAACAGCGAGGAUUACACUGAGAUGACCUUUGGCAUGGCCACCACCCCACCCCAGCCCAUCGUUCAGAAGCCAGAAAGUACUCGGGUCACCAGCCCAAAGGCCGAGGUGAAGAGGCUCACCCUCUCUGGGAUGGAGGCCUUCAUUCUUUCCAGCCCACUCAGCCGCAGGGCUGAGGUCAUUCGGGCUGACCCCCAGGGGCGCAGGAGGCACAGCUCAGAAACUUCCUCCUCCACCACCACUGUGACCCAUGUGUCCCCCUCCUUUGCACACAACCCCAAAAGGCACAACUCAGCCUCAAUGGAGAACGUGUCCCUCAGGAAAAGCAAAGGCCAGGAGGAGGAGCAGGGCAGCAGCCCCAUGUGCUAGGAGACCUCGGCUGGCUUCCAGAAUGGCCUCAACUACAUCGGCGUCGACUUGUUGGAUGGCAGCCUGGCAGGCUGUGACAAAGCCGGGUCAAAAGCCAGGCAUGUCCUGAACAGAGAUGUCAACGGAGUGGAGAUGAGCACCUAUGCCAGCAUAGACUUUCUGUCUCACAACCUGAAAGAAGCAAGUCCUGUGGAAAGUGAGUAGCUACACCGGAUGGUGCUUGUCUGGGGUGGGUUUGUUCCUCGUGGUGGGACUGGGUUUUGUGGCAGAGAGUGCUCUCCCGUCUCUCUUCAAAAUCACCUUUCCCAAACACAUGCUGUAAUCACCAGUCUUCAAGGAGUUUGCUGCCUCUUUGUAUGAGGGAAAGGUUUACUUUGGGGAUAUUCCUUUGUGUUUAAAUUCUGCUGGGCUGUCACGAAAACACCAGGCUUGGGUGUGCUAUCA